Molecule: messenger RNA, 240 nt
Organism: Sclerotinia borealis F-4128
Lineage: Eukaryota; Fungi; Ascomycota; Leotiomycetes; Helotiales; Sclerotiniaceae
Source: the annotation of a GenBank genome assembly
AUGGAUAUCACCCGGUUCUUGCCCCCGGUUUAUUAUCCAGUGGUUAUUUCGACUGCUAAGAUGGGUGCUAUUCCGGUCAUAAAAUUUAUAUGUAUCGACAACGAUACACUCGAGGACUUCGUGGCGGCUACAUUCGACGAUACCAGGGAUACGGCUAUUGCCUUUGUGGAGACGCUUUUGGAGAGAGCCAGGGAUAUGGCGGCUGUCUUCGUUUUGGGUGUAUUGGAAUUGGAUGUCUAG